This is a messenger RNA of Mesocestoides corti, 1623 nucleotides long. The record is from the annotation of a GenBank genome assembly. Lineage: Eukaryota; Metazoa; Platyhelminthes; Cestoda; Cyclophyllidea; Mesocestoididae.
AUGUCCAUUUACGCAUUAUAUAUUUCAUUAUUUCUCCAUGGAUAUGUGCAAAUAUCGAACAGUCUUUUUGCUGAAACGAGCUGUGGUGUUGUCAAAGGUUUUAUGAGCAAUGGCAUUGUACAGUUCCUUGGUAUUCCAUAUGCUCUUCCACCAACAGGAAUCCGUCGAUUUCAUAAACCUAUCGAACUUACAACAAAUGAUUUGUGUGCUGAAGCCUGGAACAUCACGUCACUCCAUCAAGAACUAAUUGGAAAUGAAGACUGCCUGUAUCUUAACAUCUUUAUGCCUCCAACUCACAAACUAGACGAACUCCACCCUGUCAUUUUUAUAAUUGGUGGGUUUUUUUUCAACUAUGGUGGAGCGUCGAACGGGUCAGCGUUCUUUCACCAGCCUGACCCGGAAACAGUUACUAAAAUGAACGUUAUAUAUGUUACCCUUAACUAUCGACUGGGACCAUUUGGGUUUCUGACACAUCCCUCCACAAAAGUGUCAAAUAUCGGCAUUCGGGAUCAGCUUGCAGGGCUUCGGUGGGUUCGCACCAACAUACGCCAAUUCGGGGGAGAUCCCCUCAAGAUUACCAUCUUUUCUUAUGGAUCGGGCGCAACAACAGUAUUAGCUCUUCUUGGUUCCACCAUUGCCCAAAAUCUUUUUGAAAAGGCCUGGAUCAGUGCUCCGGCUCUCCAAGAACCGGGAAUAUCACUCGAUUCGGCGGUCAAGUCGUCCGCACACAUUUUUGAUUGUGCGAACUCUGUGUGUCCCAAGACAGGAGAAGAAAUCUUAAGGCUUUGGAAUUGGAGUAUUGUUGAGUCUUGGAUAGAACAAUCAUUUACCAUUCCAUCUUCUUCUAACAUUGCUUGUCUUCCUGGACUACCGUGCCAUGGAGGAAUUCUGGUUUUAGAUGGUGAGGUCGUCACAAACAACUCGUGGAACUCCCAAAUGUCUCCGAUACCAAUUGUAGUGGGCCAAAAUUCCCACGAAGCUGAGGCUUACCCGUUUCCUAACACCGUUCAACUCUGGACACUGUCUGCGAUGACUGAUUAUAUCAAAAGCAUUUUUGGAAAGACCAGUUCAGAGUUCAAACUCAUAACCAGAUUCUACCAUUUAGAAGAAGCCGUGGAUGAAAUCCACCCUGAGAAUCGCUCUUUAAAAAUGCCAAAUAUUGUUGAAAAAUACUCUCAAAUCGUAACGGAUAUUCGCGUCACGUGUCCAUUACAAUAUUAUGCAAGGUCUCUUCGACGUGUACAGCCUACCUUUCGUUAUUACAUUCGCAGCCAUCAUGCUCACUUUAAUCCAUAUGGCCUUGACUCCUUUGUAUCCUCAGCAUUUCAUGGCUGGGACGCAUUUCUACUCUUCAAAACCUAUCGAAUCCAUCCCGAUUAUAGAUACGCUGCCGAAAAGACUUUAUCUUCGGAAAAAUCACUGGAAAAACUAAGUGACAACUUUUGCACUUCCCUGAAGCAUUUUAUCUGGCGAGGUAACUUAUUUCCUGAAAAGGCGAAUACUCUUUUGACAAUUUUUGAGAAUGACAUUGUCUACUCUACUUCAGUAGAUGAAUUGUCAAUGUGCAAAGAAUGGAAUAGUCUUCUUUCUAACUCCCCUUACCUCUACGCUUGGAAGGCGUAG